Molecule: messenger RNA, 3745 nt
Organism: Linepithema humile (Argentine ant)
Lineage: Eukaryota; Metazoa; Arthropoda; Insecta; Hymenoptera; Formicidae
Source: RefSeq, a predicted model, not a curated record
AGUCAACAGGUGUGCAGGAGCACGGCCUCCGGAGAGACGUCGUCUCCUCUUUUCUUUUCUCUCUCUUCCCCGCUGCUCUUGCCUCUUCCCGUUACAAAUCGACAGGGAUCUUUGAUUUUGGAUUUCCCAAUUCGCAACGGCGACCGGUGAUUUUCGCGGAUCAUGCGGUCCUGAGGAUAAUUCUUCGCCGCCCCGGAUUACGCAUUUCUCUCCGCUCUUCUGUAAUUUUUACUUUUCCCGGAGAUUUUGCCAGGAGGAAACUCAGAAGACAUGGCGACAAUAAGAAGAUGCCAGAUUAUUUCUCUUUUCUCGCUCACUAUCUUGGCGCUCGGCGCAUGCAGUGGCGAGCUACCAAAACCGGGCUACACCAGGACGAUGUUGAAGGUUUCUCGAAGCCUGCCGGGCGAAACGGAAGAGCUGAAAGUGCGAACGAGCGAGGGAAACAUCGCCACUUUGAUCGUUAAGCGACGGGACAAAUCAUCAUCAGUCACCAUCGACGAUACGAAGCUCGCGCCGAAACUUGCCCAGGAAGAAUCAUCAAACGUCACCGCGGAGAAUAAAAGUGAUUCUUCCGCGAGCGUGCAGGCCGAUUCGAAGCUCAAGAACGAAGCUAAAAAGAAGAACGAAGUUCGCAGACUCGAGGAGGCUCAAGUGGAGCAAAUCAGAGCGACAUUUUCCAAAGCAUCUUUAGAAUCGAAGAAUGAAAAAUCGAAUCAGACCGACAAAGAACUUUCUGAAAGAAAUCAGCCUGUCAGCCCGAUCGAUUACGGGCAUUGGACGCCUCUGGACGCGGACGGGCGGGCUUUGAAACAGGAGGAACCGGAAGAAGAGGAGGAGUACCGAAGCUGGAAACCGUUGCAGACGGAUCCGAAGACUGCCACCGAGGAGAAUUACGGCAGAUUCAAUGAAGCCGGAAUCGUCGGAGGUAUUCUGUUUGCCAGAAACUUCCAGGAUCGGGCUGACAGUAAUCACGAGUUCGAGGCCGAUAAGAACGAGCGAGCUCUCUAUUACACAUACGUGCCGCACCAAUCUCGACCGUCCACGAGGACAAAUAUCGGUGCAAACCUGUCGAAAAAUCGAGACGGCAAGGCCGUGCCGCCUGAGGUGACCGUCCGAUCGGAAAUCAAUGUUAAACCUAUACCGAAGAGGCUGCCGAUGUCGCUGGACAUCGACGGCACGCCGGUGGUUCACGGCACGAGAGUGCCUGACGAGCCUAUCGACAAAGUGCAGACCUGGCGGAACGCUCGGGUUAUCAAUAACAAGCUGGUGACACUCGAACGAAGCCCAACGGUCACCGCGCAGCCGUCUGAAUCUUAUUCCGAUGACAAUGCGGAGAAGAGGCAGAAAUUCGAGCAGUUCUUCAAGGACGUCAAUCGAAGAUACGGUCGCAAUUACGACGACGAAGGCCGUAACGUGUACUUCGAGUGGGAUCCGCGGAACUACAAGAACGAGGCUUUGAAGGCGGAAGUGUAUGACCAUUAUCGCGCGAGUAUACACAAGAGGAUGCUGCAUCCGGACGGCGUCGCCAACUACCCGAUCUCGCAGCGUUACACUCCCGACAGUCAGACAAUCGCGCCCGUGGCUCUGAAGCCGGGCGCUCGCGCGCCCGUUCUCCAGUACGCGCAUCCCGAGCUGGGCGUGCAGCCGGCGAAAAUCCUGAAGAACGAGAAACGCCGACCCGACAACUUCCCCGAGAACCAGCACUCGUUCACCGAGCACCGUCACAAGAAGAAGUACGUUCUCAACGACAAGAACAUCGUGGACAGCUACACGACGAAGAACUACUAUCCGAAUCAGCAUUUCUACGGACUAAAGCGACCGAACGAUCCGCCUUUCUGGAUGAAGAUCUCCGAGAAUCUGAAGAAUCAGUUCUCCACCGGGGUCGAGAGGGUCUCGCAGUUCACCAGGCCGGUGAUCGAUCCGCUGGUGGAGGCGACGCACAAGAUCUCGCAGAAUCUCGGUCUGUCUAACGGCAAGGAGGCGCAGGACAAAAUCGGCACGGUGGCGUCGGGCACGAGUAUCCUCAUACCGGCUCUGGGUCUCGUCGCGUCCGGCGCCGCUCUGGGAAUAGGCGCCGUCGCGGUCGGCCGGUACCUCGACGUCGACGUGCUGAAGCGAUCGCACGCGGACGACAUCGAUCUGGAACACAAGCGAGCCCUAGAUACUGACGCGCACUUGAAAACGGCCGAGAGCGCAAAUUCGUACGGAGCGACGCCGCAGACUCUGUACGUUUUGCAGAACGUUCCGCGGGAUAAUAAAGCGGCAGAUGAGGGAGCGAGCUCGGAGGAUGACGGAGUUUUUUUGAUCCUGGAAGAAGAUAAGCGGAAUGCCGAGAGAAUUGAGAAUCGUGAGAAUGGACACACGGUGAACGAGGGCGAUUAUGUAGAGACUGGCGGACGAAGGAGAAGAAGCCUCGACUACAUGGACAUCUUUAAGGCGGAAUCCGAUAUGAAAAAUCUGUUGCACGACAAACACUUACAGAGGAAGGGAGCCGAUUCAAUCAGCGAAAUCGUGGAGAUAGAUCUGCCUGCUGACUCAGGCGGCCGUAUUGACAUCACCGAAUUCUUAAUUCCGAAAAAGAAAGAUAAGAAGAAAAACUGGAAUAAAAAUACCAUUCUAGUUCUCGAGGACGACUCGAAAAUCCUGCCAGAAAAUCUUGAAGUGGACGUGCCGGAUCUGAACGCAUUGGCGAACAGCGCGAAGAUGGUCGGAGACAUUUUCGAUAAUUCACAGAAUGCAGUUUCGAUGAAAGAAAAUAGGAGUUGGAGACGAAGGCGAAGCGCCGAUAGCGAUCAAGAAUUGCUGGACGCGCUGCAGAAUCUGGAGAACGCAGAAGUAGCCGAAAUCGCUCACAUAGAAGGCGAUUGGACGAACACGCCUUGCGCGAAAAGAAUAUUUUGCGACGCGAUGAUUCAAAGAGGGGCCGACGCUGCGGUGCUUAUGGAGAAGAAAAUGGCGGCAUUAUUAAGACUAAUUCAGCCUGGAGCAGCUGUUCAAGUAUCCAGUCACUUCGAGGAGGUCAUGAGUGCCGUCAGGCAACACGAUUGUUCCAGCUUCCUGUGCCCGCAGGCGAGGCCCGGCAACGUCUUCUUUUAAAUAAAGUAUUUUUGAAACGAGAAUAAGUAUGUCUCGUAUAUAAGAUAAAUCGUUGAGUUGAAAUUCGCAACUCGCUCGAUUGCAAUAAAUGAUAAUUAGAAUUUUUCACACCCAAUUUUUAGAAAAGUGCUACGUUAAUUUCGAUGAAAUUAUAAAUUAAUACGUUUCCGCUAAAUACGUCGAGUCGGCACCGAGAGCCGAGAAACUGUACAUAUUUAAUGCCAUCGAGGCGAUUUUAUUUAAUACACAUUCCUAAUUGUAAUUUAGAUGAUUAAGCAUAGAAUUAGAAAAAGUAGAAGAGAGAAUGAAAGAUCGGCGAAAGGCGAAAGUUGCAUCUCUUGUAACUUCUACGAAUGUUUACCGUAUCACGGUACUUUCUAAUCGCCCCUUGGUAAACAUGUCCGUCUAUCGCUUCAUUUUGUAUCACUUCUGAUUCCCGCGUUUCGUUCGAAUAAAUUGUUUCGUACGUAACAAAAAAUAAUUUAAUUCGACGCUGGAGAUCAGAAGCGAUUAAAGUAUUAAACGCGAAUCAUACUAACACGAAAACACAGCCACUGUAUUGUUUACGAGAACAUAUUUAUUUCUGCCCUUUUGUACACGUACGAUAUCGUGUUUGUAGGUAAAUAAAUAAAUAAUAUUUUUUACGAUA